This is a messenger RNA of Melozone crissalis (California towhee), 1150 nucleotides long. It is a transcript of the gene GPR174, whose product is annotated as G protein-coupled receptor 174. The record is from RefSeq and is a predicted model, not a curated record. Gene Ontology annotation, biological process: positive regulation of Rho protein signal transduction; phospholipase C-activating G protein-coupled receptor signaling pathway. Gene Ontology annotation, molecular function: G protein-coupled receptor activity. The coding region runs from base 4 to 981 and encodes 325 amino acids. The transcript has a single exon. NCBI's taxonomy places the organism in Eukaryota, Metazoa, Chordata, Aves, Passeriformes, Passerellidae. Gene Ontology annotation, cellular component: membrane.
ACCAUGAACAGCAGCUCCAACUGCAGUGAGACAGACCUCAAGCCCUACUACGCCGUCACCUACACGGUGAUCCUGAUCCCCGGGCUCAUCGGCAACACCCUGGCCUUGUGGGUCUUCUAUGGCUACAUGAAAGAGACUAAGAGGGCCGUGAUAUUCAUGAUCAAUUUAGCCAUUGCUGACUUGUCACAGGUGCUGUCCUUGCCCCUGAGGAUUUUUUACUACCUGACGGGCACGUGGGAGUUCGGGGGAGGUCUCUGCAUGCUCUGCUUCUACCUGAAGUACGUCAAUAUGUACGCCAGCAUCUACUUCUUGGUGUGCAUCAGCGUGAGGAGGUACCUGUUCCUCAUGCACCCCUUCAAAUUCAGUGACUGCAGGCGUGUCUGUGAUGUCUACAUCAGCAUCGUGGGCUGGGUCGUGGUCUGUGUGGGGUGCCUGCCUUUCCCUCUCCUCAGGAUGCAGCACCAGGAGGACAAAAAUGCCUGUUUUGUGGAUCUUCCCAUCAAGAAACUUGACCUGCCCACCUCCAUCACGCUGAUGACCAUAGGGGAGUUGGUGGGGUUUGUCACCCCCCUGCUCAUCAUCCUGUACUGCUCCUGGAAGACAAUCCUAUCACUAAAAGAGAGGCACUCUGCUUCCCGGGACCUGGGCGAGAAAAAGAAGGCUUUAAAGAUGAUCCUCACCUGCGCCCUGGUGUUCCUGAUCUGCUUUGGACCUUACCACAUCAGCUUCCCCCUGGAUUUCUUUGUGAAAACGGGGCAGAUCCAGGAGGGCUGCGUGCCCAUCUCGGUGUUCCACGCCGUGGCUUUGUGCCUCGCCAGCCUCAACUCCUGCGUGGAUCCCAUCAUCUACUACUUCACCACGGACGAGUUCAGGAGACGCCUCUCCAGGCAGGACCUGCAGGACAGCAUCCAUCUCCAGCACCUCAGCCACGGCAGGAGGCACUCCAGGGAUGUGCUUGGGGAGGACACCACAGAAUACUGAUUCCCAGCACUCCCAAUGUUCAUGACAUUUUGGCCUUUGCCGCAGUUUUUUUCCCCCAGGACACUGAGAACAACAACUCAAACUUCUGCUUUCGGUGAGGGUUGGAAUAAACAAACAACUCCCACCCUCAAAAAUACCCAAACCUGACCAAAAACGUGUUGAUUUAAUA